Misgurnus anguillicaudatus (oriental weatherfish) is the source of this 4062-nucleotide messenger RNA. The record is from RefSeq and is a predicted model, not a curated record. NCBI's taxonomy places the organism in Eukaryota, Metazoa, Chordata, Actinopteri, Cypriniformes, Cobitidae.
GAAGCUGCCAAGCUGGACAAGUCCUGUUCUGAGUGUGCGACACCAGACAAUACAGAACCUGUGCAGCUUGGUUCCAUCCCAGAGGAGCAGUAUGUAGGCGAAGGAACCGAGGAACCAGUGACUCUGCCACUACACACCUGUUACAGGGAUGCAGAAACCCUCACAGAUGUCUGUAACAGCACAGAGCUCGCUGAGGUGGAGAUUAUCAGCCUGUUGGAGGAGCAACUGCCCAUCUACAGGCUGAGGGCUGACAGUGUGUACGGCUAUGAGCACGACGACUGGAUCCACACGCCUCUCAUUUCGCCGGACACACGCAUAGACCUUACAUCCGAGCAAAUUGAGGAGACCCUCAACUAUUUUUUGCUAUGUGCUGAGCGAGUGGGCCAGAUGACUAAGACCUACAAUGACAUUGAUGCUGUCACGAGACUCCUGGAGGAGAAAGAAAGAGACCUUGAGCUUGCUGCUCGUAUCGGUCAGUCCCUCCUGAAGAAGAACCAGGUUCUGUCUGAACAGAAAGAAUACCUGGAGGAACAAGUGGGCACCAUUAGGGAGGAGGUGGCUCAGCUGCACCAUGAGUUAAAUCUGAAAGAUGAGCUGCUUCAGUUUUACACUAAUGCAGCAGAGGAAAGUGAAGAAGGAUCGCCCACGGGUCGACAGGGAAGGGUGGGAGUGUCGUUCCCUAGUGGUUCCUCUCUGGACGUUCUGCAACAAAAACUUCGAGACCUGGAAGAGGAGAACCUGUCUCUCAGAUCAGAGGCGAGUCACCUGAAGUUUGAGACAGAGUCAUACGAGGAAAAAGAGCAGCAACUUGUGAAUGACUGCGUCAGAGAGCUUAGGCAGUCCAGCAUCCAGAUCUCCAGCAUAGCAGAGGAACUGGCCAAAAAGACAGAAGAUGCCUCUCGCCAACAAGAGGAAAUCACACACUUGCUCUCCCAGAUAGUGGACCUACAGAAAAAAGCCAAAACCUUCGCCGUUGAGAACGAAGAACUUUCUCAGCACCUUGCGGCAGCUAAACAUGCUCAGAGACAGCUCACGGCAGAGUUGCAGGAACUGGAGGAGAAAUACUCUGAGUGCAUUGAGAUGCUCCAUGAGGCUCAAGAGGAGCUCAAAAAUGUACGAAACCGCAAUGUGUCCGCAGGAACCCCUAGACGCUAUCAUUCCCUGGGACUUUUCCCUAUGGACUCCCUAGCUGCUGAAAUUGAGGGAACCAUGAGGAAAGAACUGAGUCUUGAGAACCCAGAGAAUGAGGACCAAAGGGUCCGUCAAAAACGUGUGUUUGAGACUGUAAAGAACAUUAACCAAUCAGUAAGACAGCGACCUGCUGCUAACAUCCCAGGGUCCAAUCAGACGCUCACCUGCCUUAGCUCCGCCCCUUCUGACAGCAAGACCGUUGCUCCUCCUGACAACCGUACACAGAGCAUGCUAUUAGAAGCCGGCUCCACAGAUGUCACUGCAGACCCCACUGAAAAGCGAUCGGGCUCUGAGGAGCUCAAGCUCGCUCUGCGGAGACUUUCUCUACGGCGCCAGAACUGCCUGAGCGAGCGUCUCUUUUUUGAGGGAAAGAGAGAGAGGCGCAAUCGAGAGCCGUCGGACGUCGACGAUUACUCAAACAGGAUCGUCCACAGCGAAAGCAUCAUGUCUCUGGGCACUUGGGCCAGCCGUCCCUAUCUUCCCGACAAGCUCCAGAUCGUGAAACCUUUGGAAGGUUCGGCAACACUACAGCACUGGCAGCAGUUAGCUCAGCCUAAUCUGGGUGGUAUCCUGGAUGCCCGGCCUGGUGUGGUCCCGAAAGGCUUUCGUCCGUUGGAGCUAGACCUGGAGGAAGUGUAUCACUACGCAGAUUAUGAAGAAGAUGAGCCUGGAGAGCAAUAUUUCCAGAACCUCCCCACCACAACCACACCCAAUCCCGGUGUCUCCUCUAGCCAUAGCCACGCCUCCUCAGCAUCCCCAUCACCCUGCCUUAGCACAGGUCAUGCUUCCAAAGAGUUGUCAAUGUAUUACCCGGGCAAAUGCAUGGCCCAUACAAGUUCAACCUACACAUUCACUACCUGCAAAAUCCUCCACCCUUCUGAUGAACUAACAAGGGUGACACCCAGUUUAAACCCAGCACUCACCUCAGCCUGCGUAAUGUCGAGCAGUAUACGGUCAACGCCCGCCGUCACGCCCUGCACACCCCGUCGAAUGAGUCUGUCCCAGUCUCAGUCCUUUACCAACCUUCGCGACUCAACCAAAACCUUCAGCACCUCUUUGGGUCUGGUGCGCCUUUUACAGGAGAGGGGGAUCUCUGCUGCCGUGUACCAGCCUCAAAGCUGGAAUAGAGGAAAUAGUGGAGUACUUUUCUCUACCUCCGUUAUCCCUUCUCCCUCUCCGGACCCCCAUCGACCCUCCACCCCACCCAAUUCCCCCACCCACCACCACACUCCCAGUCCAAAUGCGGCUGUUUCCGAUUCAAACACCCCCACGCCGUUCUCUUUUAAAUGUCCGUCCUAUGAGAACUUCCUGGCUUCUAAGCCGGCACGAUCCAUUUUGAAAGAGGUGGCGGGGGUGUCUGUGGCUGAGGCUAAAGACUGUGAGAGUCAAACCGAUGUGAGUAUGUAUAAUCUGAACUUGGUGGAUAAGCUUAAAAGGUUGGGGUUGGCAAGUCCAGGGGCUUCCGGGGCUACCGCUGGAGGGAUUCCAAGGCCAAGCCCAAUUAUAGGUCCUCUGGGUGGUCUUCGAAGGCCAGGGUCACCCUUUGGUCCAUUAAACGAAGGCAUGAGGAGGAAUCGUAGCUAUCCUGCAAUGGUUGGGGCCAGUAUGGCGAUGAAGGGGCCUGGACCUCAGGGGGAGGAAAUGCUACUGGCCCCUAAACUACCCAAACAAACAAGUCUCAAAUAAUGAUGCAUAAUAGUCACACAAUCACAAACACACUUAACAUAUUAUAGGUCACAUACUAAUAACACACUUGUAGUAAACACUAUACACGCUCACACUAACCUUUGUAUCACAUAUACACAAAGUUUAAUAGCCAUACUGUUCUGUCUGUAUGUCUUCACAAUCAUUUCGCCUUGUAAAGUUUCUCCAAGUUCAAUUUUUUCGGAUACAAGUGUGUCAUAGGUUUGGACCUGAUGUGCUGCCACUGAUUUAUGGGACACGGCUAUAGAAAUGUGUUCUCCCAUGGUGCUUUGUAGUAUUUUAAGGCUAGAUUUGCACAGGAGGGUCGUAUUGAGAUGUAUUGAUGUUGGCAUAGAGAAAAUAGAAAUGGCUUUGUGACGCAUCUCGCCAAACACUCAAUACUUUUUCUCCCCAUCUCUCUCUCUAACUUUAUCUCUCUUCUCAUCUUGUUUUCUGCUCUAUCUUCUUUCUUUAUUUUUAAUUGUGAAGUGAUAAUCUAUGUAGCUUUUGGCUUGGUGAAUGGGUUGGCCUGAAUGGAUUUAUUAAAUUAAAGGGGCAGUUACCCAAAAAAUAAAUAAAUAAAUACAUUUGGUAACUUACUCAAUUUAAUGUUGUUUCGACCCAGAUGACUUUUGUGGAGCAUGAGAAAAUUCGUAGAAAUUGUUAAAGACAAUGUUAUUUUCCAUACUGUGAUGCAUUGGAGUCGAUCACAAACAUUCCCUUCGUGUUUAUGAUCAUGACUGGAGACAUAAGUGUGAGGGGUUUGAAGCAACACGAUGGUAGGUAAAAAUGGUAUAUUUUUCUUUUUUGGGUGAACUGUUCCUUUAAGAAAAAAACUGUAUUUGUUGCGUUUUGGUGUUUUUCUAUGACUAAAAGAGUGUGCCUGAAUUUUAGCGUCCUGAGAAUUUUUACUGGGAAACAUAAACGAGAGCACUUGUGUUAAAACACGAUUUUAUUCAGUUAUUUAUUUAUUUACUUUGUCUAUUUCUUGCACUUGUUUUGACCUCCUGUUUGAAUUUGAAAACUACCAGCUUAUUCUUAUCGUUUGUCAAAUUACGUCAUGUUUAGUUGUUUUAUUCUCCUCAGGUAAUGACUGUACACGCGGGCGAAAGCAUUUAGAUUAGCGAAUGCGCAAUAAUGUUCAUUUAUUUCUCCAAAUAAAAACUGAAUGCAUAGAAAUUACACAGA